AUGGCCGAAGUACAAUCUCCCAUCGCGGCCGUCAAGGUCGAGGCCCUGGUGGUGAUGAAAAUCAUCAAGCACUGCAACCAGACCUUCCCGACUACCGCGACUGGCGCCCUCGUCGGUAUGGACAUUGAGGGCACCCUCGAGAUCACCAACUCUUUCCCUUUCCCCGUUGUCGAGCUGCCCACCGAGUCGCACUUCGACAAUGCCACCCCGAACCCCGCUGCCUCUGCUCCCCGCGUCAAGGCCAACGCCGCCUACCAGGCAGAGAUGAUCCGCAUGGUGCGCGAGGUCAACGUCGACGCUAACAGCGUCGGCUGGUACACCAGCGCCAACAUGGGCAACUUCGUCAACAUGAACGUGAUCGAGAACCAGUUUUUCUACCAGAAGGAAUUGAACGAGCGGACAGUCGCCCUUGUCCACGAUGUUAGCCGCAGUGCCCAGGGCAGCCUCAGCCUGCGCGCUUUCCGCCUUUCCGCCAAGUUCGUCGAGGCUUUCAAGGAGAACAAGUUCAACUCCGAGGAUCUCCAAAAGUCCACCCUUCGCUACCAAGACAUCUUUGACGAGCUCCCCGUCGAGAUCCACAACUCGCACCUGAUCACCUCCUUCAUCCACCAGCUGCAGACCCCCUCCGCUGCCCCGACCGACCUUCCCCCCUCGCUCGCCGCCCUCGAGGCCAGCCCCUACUCCAAAUCUUCCAUCCUCACCCCCAACUUCGAUAACCUGGCGCUCAACAUCGACCCUUACCUGGAGAAGAACUGCGACCUCCUCUUGGACAGCAUCGAGGCCCACAACACCGAGACCAACAACUACCAGUACUACCAGCGUGUGCUUGGCCGUGAGCAGCAGAAGAUCAACAACUGGAAGCAGAAGCGCACCCAAGAGAACGCCACCCGCUCCGCCCUCAAGCAGCCCCUCCUCCCCGAGGACGAGUGGCAGCGCCUCUUCAAGCUCCCCGCUGAGCCCAGCCGCCUGGAGAGCAUGCUCAACACCCGCCAAGUGGAGCAAUUCUCUCGCCAGGUUGAUGCUUUCGUCUCGGCCACUACCGGCAAGAUGUUCGCCGCCAAGGGCAACCUGCUUCCCGGUGAGGUUGCUAAAUAA
This is a messenger RNA of Penicillium manginii, 1095 nucleotides long. RefSeq names its product putative eukaryotic translation initiation factor 3 subunit EifCh. Bases 1 to 1095 code for a protein of 364 amino acids. The transcript is spliced from 4 exons. Gene Ontology annotation, molecular function: protein binding; translation initiation factor activity; metallopeptidase activity. The record is from RefSeq and is a predicted model, not a curated record. Gene Ontology annotation, cellular component: eukaryotic translation initiation factor 3 complex; eukaryotic 43S preinitiation complex; cytoplasm. Lineage: Eukaryota; Fungi; Ascomycota; Eurotiomycetes; Eurotiales; Aspergillaceae.